Messenger RNA from Phycomyces blakesleeanus NRRL 1555(-), 1554 nucleotides. RefSeq lists its product as hypothetical. Gene Ontology annotation, molecular function: 3',5'-cyclic-nucleotide phosphodiesterase activity. NCBI's taxonomy places the organism in Eukaryota, Fungi, Mucoromycota, Mucoromycetes, Mucorales, Phycomycetaceae. Gene Ontology annotation, biological process: signal transduction. The coding region runs from base 1 to 1554 and encodes 517 amino acids. The record is from RefSeq and is a predicted model, not a curated record. The transcript has 8 exons.
AUGAGUCCAGUUACCUCUCUAUUACCUGAGAGGAAACAACAGCUCAAGGAGUAUGUUUGCGACUGGGGAUUCAUUACAUUGGAUCUGUCCGAAAGAGAAUUGGUAGAGUGUGUUUUUAUCAUCAUUAGUCAAGUAAUGGAUCAUCCCGAUUUGAUCUCUAUUCGGAUCGAUUCUGACGCUCUUUACAACUUCUUGUUCGAUGUCUGUAAUUCAUAUCACCGUGAAAACAAUUAUCACAACUUUCGCCAUGCAGUUGAUGUGUUGCAGGCCACCUAUUAUUUUCUCUCCAGAAUCGGUUGCAUUCAAUUACCAAACACACCCGUAGAGACCCACAAGAAGAGACCAAAGAUAGCAAACUUAGCCAGAGAUCUCUUGAGACCAAUUGAUACCUUUGCAUUAUUGAUGGCAGCUGUUGGCCAUGAUAUUGGGCAUCCAGGAGUAAAUAACAUGUUUAUGAUAAACUCCUCGACACCUCUUGCGAUCCUUUACAACGAUCGUUCUGUUCUGGAAAGCUUUCAUUCGAUGGCAUUUUGUCAUUUAUUACAACAACAUGGAUUUAGACAAUUGGUAGACGUCAGAAACUAUCCAGAAUCUGCUGUGCCUUUCCGGAAAGUAGUAGUUAGCAGUAUUCUGGCCACUGACAUGGGCCGGCACGAGGAAUAUGUCAAAAGUGUUGAAGAACAGGCAGUCCGUUUAAAGAAGAAUGCCAUCAAUUUCCAAGAUGAGCGACAAUGUGAACAAGAGCGGUUGAUUAUAUGCGGAGCAUUGAUCAAAUGUGCUGAUAUCAGCAAUUGUGCAAGACCAUUCUCAUCAGCAGAGAAAUGGGCCAAGCUAUUGGUAGAAGAGUUUUGUAAACAGGGAGAUUUAGAGAAAGAACUAGGUAUGCCAGUCUUACCGAUGAACCAGCGAGGAAAACUCCCCUUGGAAGAUUUCCAGUUAUCUUUUAAGCGUAAUGUAGCCUACAAAUUAUUUACCGCAGUGAAAGAUGUAUUACCAGAAAUGGAAUUUACUGUAAAAGGAAUAGACAAAAAUAUAGAACUCUGGGAAGAAAUGAAGCGACGUGGUCACCAUGACUCUGGGGUAGGUGAACUCUCUUCAGAGAAUGUUGAAAGCUGUCGACGAUCAUCUCUGGUAAACUAUGUUGAGGCCGUAACGGUCCUUCACGACAACGACUACGGCAGCUACAGUGACGAUAAAGACAAAGGCGUGGGCGAAUAUGAAGGCGAAUAUGACGAUAGUGAUAACGAGAGUGAUAAUGAUAAUAAUAGAACACACGAGAAAUCCACAGCAGAAACUGCAGAGACUUCGGGAAAUAGAGCUCUUUGUGUGGAGGAAGCAGUAAUUAAGGAGGACGGGGAUGAUAACAAUAGCACCAGCGCCAGCAAGAAGAAUAACAAGACCAACGCCAGUAUCAGUCUCAACAACAGUGUCAAUGGCUGUGAUAAUAAUUUUGAUGGUACUGGUUUUGAAGACAAGUGUAGUAGUUGUCCACAGUCCGAGUCUCGUAGAAAGGCAGGCUGGAUUGCACCAAUAUGCCGAUGUAUAAUUCAAUAG